AUAUCAGAUGUGACAAAUUGUGAGUAUAUAAGACAAGAAAAUUGCCACUGGACGUCAGAAAUAAUUCGAACAUGAACGGAUUAACAAUUGCGCUUGUCGUAAGCUGCGCAGUCCUUGCGGCUGCACAAAUGCCAAACAUUCCUGGAAUGCCGGGAGCUGGUGGAGGCGCAGGAUUGGGUGGAGGAUUUAGCAUGGGUGGAGAAAUUGGUGGCGGACUUGGUGGAGGUGGUGGUCCUGGUGGUGGAGCUGGAGCUGGUGCCAAAGCAGGAUUUGGAUUUGGAGCACAAGCUGGUGCAGGUAUGGGAGGAGGCGCUGGAGAAAAAAAUAAGAGGAGCAUUGACGACUUUGAUAUCUUUCCCGAGUCCUUUUAUGGCGCUCAUGACCAAACUCAAGGAAUGAUGAAAGGAAAGAGAAUGGGACGUUCACCUCAAAUGCCACCAGGCGGACCCCCACAACUACCAAAAAAAUUCUAGACUUCUAAUAUGAAUUUAUUCGCACGAAUGGCACCUAUUACCUGAUUUAUACUGAAAAAUGUAGUUGGCAAUAAAAAUAAAUGCAAGCUUAAUCAAAA
Messenger RNA from Cotesia glomerata, 571 nucleotides. Its product is annotated as keratin, type II cytoskeletal I-like. Bases 72 to 473 code for a protein of 133 amino acids. The transcript has 3 exons. The record is from RefSeq and is a predicted model, not a curated record. Lineage: Eukaryota; Metazoa; Arthropoda; Insecta; Hymenoptera; Braconidae.